Molecule: messenger RNA, 609 nt
Organism: Ixodes scapularis (black-legged tick)
Lineage: Eukaryota; Metazoa; Arthropoda; Arachnida; Ixodida; Ixodidae
Exons: 3
Coding region: 1-609 (202 amino acids)
Source: RefSeq, a predicted model, not a curated record
AUGCCUGUUCUGAAAGGCCUCUCGAGCAGUGUCAUCGUGAAGUUCAAGGCACAGGCCGUGAUGGGAGGCAUUCCUGUUUUGCGUCUUCUAUCGCAGCAGUGCAGUAAGCAGCAGGAAGAGGCCAGGGUGGUACUGCGUGUCAUAGUGAGCUCACUACGUUACCUCUGCCGCACAGGCCAAGCUCUUCGAGGGCGAGGUAAAGGUGACGGAAAUUUGCUCGAUUUGCUCGAUUUGCUCGAAGAGAGAUCCGAGGAUGUUCCGGCGCUUAAGACAUGGCUGACUAAGAGGGACAAAUGGAUCAGCGGGGACGUGCAGAAUGAACUUAUAGAGAUUAUGGCCCAUACUGUACAACGAGAGAUCGUAAAGGACGUGAAGUCCAGUCCGUUCUACGGCAUCAUCGCUGAUGGCACUACCGACAUAAAUGGUGACGAGCAGUUCACCUUUUGUGUGCGGUGGGUGCCGAGCGAGACGCUUGAAGUUCGAGAAGAGUAUCUAGGCAUGUAUAACGCGCCUGACAGCAGAGCCGACACGUUAUACUCGGAGUGCAGAAAAGAAUUAGGGACUCUGAGCCAAGGUCUCUAUACGUACACUGCAGCAAUCACUGCUUAG